Molecule: messenger RNA, 1624 nt
Organism: Gavialis gangeticus (Gharial)
Lineage: Eukaryota; Metazoa; Chordata; Crocodylia; Gavialidae
Gene: PLAAT1
Product: HRAS like suppressor
Exons: 4
Coding region: 1-696 (231 amino acids)
Biological process (GO): N-acylphosphatidylethanolamine metabolic process
Cellular component (GO): cytoplasm
Molecular function (GO): A2-type glycerophospholipase activity; glycerophospholipid phospholipase A1 activity
Source: RefSeq, a predicted model, not a curated record
AUGGAUACCUGCGCCGUGCAGCUGCAGGCAGGGAGGCUUUGCCACGGGGAAGGCCUGCCAGCAUCCCAGACUCGAGGAUGUGGCCUGACCCUUCCCGCGAAUCGUCUGUCUCAGGCGCCCCGGCCCACGCCGCAGGAUCGGGUGGAAACCCAGGCUGAGCCGGCGUCUCCCUGCCGCCGCUUGCAGAUGGCAGCUAACGACAGCUUCAGCGUGACCUACCCCGGCAACCCCCAGCCCGGGGACCUGAUCGAGAUCUUCCGGCCGGCCUACCAGCACUGGGCGCUGUACCUGGGCGACGGGUACGUCAUCAACGUGGCGCCCGUAGACGAGGGGGCCGCGGCCUCGCUGGCCAGCGCCAAGUCGGUGUUCAGCCGCAAGGCGCUGGUGAAGAUGCAGCUGCUGAAGGACGUGGUGGGCAGCGACACGUACAAGAUCAACAACAAGUACGACGACGCCUACACGCCGCUGCCCGUGGAGGAGAUCAUCCGGCGCGCCGAGUUCCUCAUCGGCCAGGAGGUCUCCUACGACCUGCUGGGCAACAACUGCGAGCACUUCGUCACGCUGCUGCGCUACGGCGAGGGCGUCUCCGAGCAGGCCAACCGAGCCAUUGGGGCCAUUGGGUUCGUAACCGCUGCUGCCGGCGCUUUCUCCUUGCUGGGCUUCUUUCAGAACAAGUCCCGAGAGCGGCACUGUUAAUCGCGUGCCAAGGUGCACGUCUGGCACAGACGGUGGAGGCCAGCUUGCCUGGGGCAGCACAGACCGUCAGACACCAGGAGCCCUGGCUGGAGUAUGCGUCGGGUCGAUCGGGCGCGAUGGUGUUCCUGCGCAUUGUGGCGCACUAACGAGCGACAGCUUCACGCUGGCGGGCACGGCUUUGCUGGGCACUGAACUGGGAAAGGAGCCUGCUGUGUGCUGGCUGCUGACGGGGCUUGUCCAGACUCCGCUCUCCUGGGGCUUUUCAGUGAAUAGCUUUUUUUUUACUUGUUUGGAAAACCGUUUUUACACAUUUUUAGAGGAAUAUUUAUGAACUGUGAUAACCUUCCCCUCCACUGCCUGACGGACUCUACACACGGCCGGUCACGCUGGCUUGCAGCUGUCCUCGUGUAGGUGCAGGGGACGUGUGCUGCACCUCGGAGCUGCUGCCGUGUCGAGCCCGGAGCUGCGUGACACGGGGAGGAGGAGCGAGGCCUGACUCUCGCGCUCACUCCUAUGUUUGUGAGCGGGUGUCUUGCUCUGAGAAAAGGAUUUCCUCCCCCUGCCCGGGCAGCCGUUUCUCUGUGCUGCUCCUUGGAGCUGUCAGGAGCGGGGCUCAUCCUCGGACCAGCUGGGAGAGGUGGAGCCGGAGAGCCAACCCCAUCAAGGAGCACACGGCAUCUCCUCGGCAGAGCCUUGCUCAGAAUUUGCAGGACCUCGCCACAGGUUCAAUUAAAGCUGGAGAGGAACCAGCUAUAAAGUUGUUACACAUUUUCAAGUGUACAGGCAGGCCUGAAUCGGGAGCUCCCAUCAUCUGUGAUUUCAGCAUCCGAAUACCAAGUCCGGGACCCCUGGCUGUGUCUCGUAGCGCAGCCACGUCUGCUGUUCUGCUAUCAUGUUAAACUAAAGCUGAAUACAAUGGAAAACAACA